AUGGCAUCUAAUUAUUGGUGGUCCUCGGGUUCUUCGGACGAAGAGGAGAUGUUUUUCGCAAACGCUGUGGUAAAGGCGACGCAGAUUCUUAUGGAGGAGGAAGAGGAAGAGGAAGACGUCUCGUCUGAAAGCGUUAUUACCAGACGAAUACGGAUUAACAGAGACCGCCAAGGAGCGCAUGAGAAAUUGGUGAACGGUUAUUUUUCGGAUGCACCCCUUUACAAUGCCGACAUUUUCAGACGAAGGUUCCGAAUGAGUCGCCGGUUAUUCACACGGAUUGCUGAUGAUUUGGCGGGGCUAGACCCGUUUUUCACGCAACGACCCGAUGCUCGGAAUUAUGAAGGGUUCACCACGUUACAAAAGUGUAUUGCGGCCAUUCGCCAACUCGCGUACGGGACAGUGGCCGACGCUUUGGACGAAUCAUCGGUACCCUCGGAUAGAAGUGAUGCUCAGUGCGUUGCAGGGUUGGGUUUCAAAAGCUGA
Molecule: messenger RNA, 483 nt
Organism: Helianthus annuus (common sunflower)
Lineage: Eukaryota; Viridiplantae; Streptophyta; Magnoliopsida; Asterales; Asteraceae
Exons: 3
Coding region: 1-483 (160 amino acids)
Source: RefSeq, a predicted model, not a curated record